GAGCGGAGGCAGAGUGAGCAUUCUCAGUGUGGUGGCGGAAACGACAAGUCAUUGGCUGGUUCCUAACGUAGGCUUCGUGAUUGGCGUUGCGUUGUUUACGCGGUUUCAGCAGCUGAUGUGCAAGUAGCUUCCAUUACACUGAAGAACCCUAUUCACUAGUGUCCAUCGGAGAAGAGAAUUAUCUAUUUUUGACAGCCAUCAUGAAGUAAAAAUGAGCUCGAAUUCUUUCAUGGACUCGUUUCUGGGUAGCAAGUAUGCCAGUGAUGCCGUCUCGUCCGCCGCUGCCCUGCAAAGCUACGGCCAUCACCCCCAACAUAGGAUGUAUCCUUACGGAUCGCUGUCACCGCAGUCUUCCGUCGCAGUCUCCGGCACCCUGUACUACACUUCGAAUUCGGAUCUGGCCAAAUCGUGCAGGUAUAACUCCACAGGCCAGAGUAAUGGUAUAGACAUUUCAAGCACGGGUUAUGCCUUUAACCUACAAAACUGCGGCGUCUCGAGCUCGACGGCCGCAGCUCAAGCAAUGAUGGCCCCGGCACAAUUUUUGCCCCAUCCUGCUACCGACCUUGCCUCCUCCCUUAGCCCUUGCUCCCAGCUGGGCUACAGGCAACUGGACCCCAUACCAGACGUUCCCCGUUACCCCUGGAUGACCAUAGCGGGAUGGACAGAACACUCGCUCCAUGCUGGAUACAGAUCUUUAAGAAGUCCGAAUGGCUGUCCAAGGCGUCGUGGUCGCCAGACAUACACUCGAUUUCAGACACUUGAACUGGAAAAAGAAUUUCACUUCAACCAUUACUUGACUCGACGGAGGCGGAUCGAAAUAGCUCAUGCCCUCUGCCUAACAGAGAGACAGAUAAAAAUAUGGUUCCAGAACCGGCGGAUGAAACUCAAGAAGGAACUACGAGCGGUUAAAGAGAUCAAUGAGCAAGCCAGAUUAGAAGCCAAACUAAAAGAUCAAGACGACGGAAAACGCAAAAAUAGCAGCAGUACUACUGGCAAUAGCGACAAGAAGGAUUCUUCCACAUCAGCUGCUGUUAAAGAUCAGCAUACAGAAAAAAUUAAACAUGAAACCGACGGUGAUCCCAGAGGAAGACGGGAAAGUUUACAUGAUGAGGACAACGAUUCAAGAAAUUCCACUAACACAGAUAUUAGUACCACAUCUGUGGGAGAUAUUGUGGAUACGAGUCCUGGGGUGGAUCGCCUAGUGGCUAGACCGCUGAUUCCUAGCUCUGACGAGGCUAGCUUGCCGUAAAUUCAACCCCUAUGGUUCACCUGGACUCGGAGGUUCGGCUAUUGAUUAACCGAUAUACGACGUUUAUUGAUACAAAAUACUCUAUGUUGCUGCUACUACUAAUAUCGUAGUGUUGAUUUUUUACUUAGUUCAGGGUCGAAAUGAGAGUGACAUUGCCAUUUUAGGGUUCCCACGCUGAUGCACAAUGUUCUGAAUUUAACUCUGGUAAUAUUUUCCACGUGCUCAAUCUGACAUGUGCUUCGAUUACUUAGGUUUGAUUUAAUUCCUUCAUGUGAACCUCAGCACAAGCAGCUAUACGCCUUUCCGAUAUACGUAGUAGAUAUUACAGAUUAAUAGGGUACAUUUCCUUCGUACAAAGUACUUCACAAAGUCAGCAUCUCAGUCUCUUUUGGGUCAAUAUUAAAUUACCUUUCAAAUCAAGUUUCAGAUGAAAGUUGAAAUUAAAUUGUAUCAAUCAUUAUACAAAUAUUCUCUUACUCUUUAGAUACAGUUACCUCAUGUGGGAGCCCUACAUUUCAUAAGAGUAUGCAAAGAACGUUUCAAGAUGAGAUGUGUUUAAAAUAUUUCAUUUCGUAAUAUAUGAAUGGUCAUUAGAAAAUUCCAUUUGUCUAACCCCCAUUCUGCUUAGGAUUGCUACAAGAACAAAUCAUCAUAAUUUUGUAUUACGUCUUAUCAUUGAGUGUUUCUAUACGUAUUUCAUCGUUUUCUACUUCAUGAUCAGAAAAUGACUGUUAUCAAUUAGUUUCAUUUUCAUUAAUGUUAAGAGUUAAAAACAACGUUCAUUGAAAUUAUUUAAUUGUUUUUAUCAGUGACUCAGUGGUUGUUUGUUGUUGUUUUAUUAAGGAUAACCUAAUUUCAUCCCCAUUUUAUAGUCUAUAGUACGUUCAUGAUUUUCAGAACUCCCAAUAUUUAUGACUUAUUUAAACUUGCAAUACCAGACUAAAAAUUUUUAAAAAAUCGACUGCUUCGACAUGUAUUACACAAUAUAUUUGUUUGCAAAUAUGCUUUGUAAAAUGUGUAUUUAUUUAUCUUCAGUACUGAUAAUGUAGAUUGUUAAUAUAUCGACAUACUCAAAAGCAAUGAAUCAGUUUUUAUUUUUUUUUUCCGGCAAGAACUAUUAAAAUGCCAUGUACUUACAGUUUACAGAUUUUUACUAAACAGAAAUUUGCUCAAUUUGUUAUAAAUAUAAAAAAUUAAAGUACUUUCACAAUUUAUACUUUUUUUUUCAAAUUUCUUACUUUUUUAUUAAUGUUCUGUUUGUUAUCGUAUAAAAAUGACAUUUCUUUUUGUAUAAAAUUUUCAUAAUAAAUAUUUUUCCACUCAUUAUCCCAAAAUUAAAGGCAGUGUACUUAUCAUAUGAAAAAUAGAAGUUAUGCAAAAGAUAAGUAUAAUUACGUUGUUCAGCAUAAAUACAUUUCGUACUAGUCGUUUAUACUUAUUUUCAAAUUGAGUUCUGCGUAAGGUAUCAAAGAGUUUAAAAUUUAUUGCUAUGAAUCCUGUAAUGAAACUCGAAGUUCUCAAUAUAUUUCAUUGCUUAAUUUUGGACUAUAUUUUUUUCCCGUUAAACAAUUAAAGUUUUGCAUAGUUGUAAUUCAUAACAUUUAUAUUUUAUAGCAACAUUUAAAAGUAAACUUUACUGGGGGUUUUAUGAUCUGAAUAGAAGCUAUUUUCGAAGUUAUGAAAACUAAAACUGACUCAUUGCACUAGUUUUUUUUUAUUCAUAUUACUUCUGCUUAUGUUUUAGGAGUUGUAUUUUAGGAUGUAAUUAUAAAUGUUAAUUAUUUCACACGAUGAUGAUAAAAUUCUUCUAAGUUUUGUUGGACUUGCGUUGUUGAUUGCUGUUAAUAUUACGUUAUCAUUCUGAAUAAAAAAUUUUCGGUGAGUUAAUUUCUUUUACUUUUGGAAGUUAAAAAUCUUUAACUCGGUUGCUGAAUUAAAUCUUUGCAAUACAUGUUUGCAAUAAGUUUGAAUAGUUUAUUUUACGUGAGCUUAUUCUAAUGUAACUUGUUAUUUUUAGCAUUUUCAAUAAUUAUUUAUCGAAAAACUGUAUUUAAUAUCAAUUUUUCGGUGUGCUUGUUACUCUGCACUAAAUGUGAUCUUUCAGCCUUAUUGUGGUAUAGUGUUAAUAAAAUACUAAAAUUUAUUAUCGAUUUCAUUAUUUAUAGUUUUCGCUUAAAGUUUUAUAGCUUGUUCUCAGCUAUCUUCCAUUCUUGUAUAACAUGCAUGAUUGCUGUUAAACAAUGGAGUAAACUGCUCGAUUUAUUUUACCGCUAAAAUGAACUUAAGAAUCAUCUACGUUGCUUUCAAUAAUAAAGUAAAGAACUCUUGUCCAGAUGUGGGGAAAUGUUGUGAAUUCAUUCACAAUAUCUUUAAAUCAAAAUAGUGGUGCUUCGAGUUAACAAACAAUAUACUCAACGCCACGGAUUGAGACUCCUUAUAGGAAAAUUGACACUCCAAAAAAAAAAAAAAAAGUUUUAGAGAUAUUGUAGUCUCAAGAAAAGAAGUGAUUCAUAAAGCCCUCUCCUCGCAAUACUAAGAAAAAUGAAAGCAAGGUUUGGUUAGGUUACUAAUUAAGGCAGAGUAAAUCGAGGACUAACUGCAUAUAGAGAGGCAUGCCUUUGUGAAAUUCUAAGGAAAAUUAUGCAAACAGCCUGUUCGUCGGUAUUUGUACCCAUGUCGAACUACCAGUGUUCAGAGACUUUACCGCUCGGCCACUGAUGAGCCCGAAUACAAGAUGGCGUGCUUUGCGGUAUAUACUUAAAAUGUAAAUGGGCGAAUGAGUACUUACAAUCAUUCUAAAUUAUUAAAUCAUUUAAUUUUUUUAAAAUUUCAACUGAAAUAAUACAAAUCAUGCAGGUAUGUAAAAUUUUAAUAAAUAAAUAAUGAAAGUUAAAGACAGCUUAACAGUUGCUUUUAAUUCACUAAAAGCAAUUGUGACUAUAAAAUGAACUUAAAUUUUAUCAGAAACGAUUCAAAGAAAACUUACGGUGCAAUGAAACAUAUCCGCCUCUAAAAAGAGCCUAAAAAAUAUUUCAGACAGCUCCGUGUGUUAUCGAUUUGGCUUAAAAAAUGUAUUGCAUCUAAUGUAGCUAAUAUUUAAUCUCUCUCCUCAUUCUGACAACGACAUGUUUUAAGAGACAGAUACGAUUAUGAAUCAAUAAAAUAAAACAUUAUAUUUCAUCGUCUUACAAACUUGAGUAAUUAGAGCUCCAAGCUUUGAAUUCGUGUGAAAUAGCAGUUUCACUUUUUUUCCAUUGUUACUCAAUUCAGAAUUAUAGAAUUUAUUAAAUAAUAAACUCGCUAAAAACCGCUUUUAUUUAAAUUAUUGCCAUAAAGUAUGCGGCUAUGUAGGAAAAGUACAUUAUGAAUUUGCUCUCAUUGAAGAGCGGAAAUAAUUCAUCGUUAAAUUUUCAGAAAGUGAAUUAAAUUAAAUUCAGCGGUAAAUGAAAAAGUAAAUAAAAACUUAUGAAAUAAAUAAAGACUAAUGGACAGACAAAAGAAACAGUUCUGUUAGCUCUUUCUUCAAAUAUUUUAUUAAAAUGGAUUUUAGGAAUUAUAUUUAAUAUGCAAUACAAAAACGAAAUGCAUUUUCAUUGUUUUUGUUCAAAUCAUUGACUUCGGGGAUGUAAAAUUAAGAAAGCAAACUCCUGUGUUAACAGUCAAUCAUACAUGUUUUUUUCAUAAUUAACAUGUUUGACCUUUUCUUUGAUGUGCAUAUAAAAAUUGCGUCAUAUAUGCAUUGAUCCCAUUCUCCUUUAAUUAAAGGCAACAGUUUUAUCUCUCUUUAUGUUCAAAUUUGUUAAAAUUUGUUAUGUUAUUGGACAUAUGGUUAAGUCCAUAUGGGUAAAUUUUUAAAUGACCGUCGAAUUUCUGUAAUUAAGAGACAAGUGAAGGGUCUACGUGUUAUUUUUACUGGAAACUGUACGGGUCUGAAAAUUAGUCUUCAGUUGAGUUUUGGAUAAAAAUCUGUUAGCUCUUUGCUCCUUAGCUGACCAGUUUAGUCAAAGAAUAUUGCGCAAGCACUUUUCUGUAUUGGAAAAAUAAAUUUUUAUUUUCGCAAAUAAUUUUGUCUUUAGAUACUGCUAAGUGAGCUUAAUAAUUCCCAUGCACGAAAUUCUGUUUAAGUGAUAAAUUGUUGCCUUAAAAAUACUUUAUCUUUUUUCUUCUUUUAUCCUGGAUUUCACGCAUUUCAACAUAUCCUUCCUGAGCUACUGCCAUAAUCAUUGUUGCUCUCAUACUGUUCUUUAGAUUUUUAGCAUACUAAAUAUCAAUAUACGUACAACGUAUAUACGUAACUUGAAAUUCAGAUAGUACGAAUGGAAAAAAAAUGAAAUACUUUUGAGUAUUUUGAGAUAAACCCUCAAGAAGUUAUUUUAUAAUCCCAUUUAGCUAUCUUGUUGGAAUGAAACUUUGCUAUGUUUAUCUCAAGUACUGUAGAAUUAAGAGAAAUUUUGUAAUUUAAUUUACUGUAACAAAAGCUAUCAAGUCUUUGGAUAUAAAAUACGUUUUGCUUGACAAUCGGAAUAUUUCAGCUAAAUUUGAGGUUUUCAUAGAAAACAAAUUAUCAGAUAUUAAACUCAAUAUCCAAUUAAAGAAGGCAUUUGAUAUUUUAAAGACUAGCUUUCCUUGAAGUCUGGACAUUGUUUAUUAUUCUUUAAAUUAUAUAAAGGGUAAUUUUUCCCUUCUGACUUCUCAGUUUUCUUAGGUUCCAUCACUGUGAAAUUCCGUGAACUUAAUGGAGUACUUGAUAACAUCAAAUAAUUCCAAUGGGAUAAAAAAAAGACAAUAAUGAAAUAACUUUCAUGCAUUAAAGUUAAAAUAAGUAUUUUAGCAAAUACAAGUACUAAAAUAAACAAUAUAGUAUUUAAAUAAUUCAUAAUAUUUAAAGAAUGUUUACUCUGGUCAGAUGUUUCCCUUCGAUAAAAAAUGUAACCACAAGGAAAACAUUUGCUGUAUGUUGUAAUAUAUAAUCCAAUAACGAACAUCAAAUUACAAUUUUGCAGCGUAAAUAUUUUACAUUUUUUUAAAUAAUAAGUUCUCUAAUACGCCAUCAAGCCUGUAACACACAUAUAGCUUAACGCAGUACAAAAUAAAACUACUUACGAGGGCUACUAAAAUACUCCAUUAACUAUGCGACACACUUUUAUUUUCUGCAAAAUUUUUCGUUCGAUUAUUAAAUGUUAUUUUUUUAUUUAAUAAUAAAAUUCGAUUAUUAAAUGCAUAUUCUUUUACAAGCUUCUUCUUUUUUUCUUUCACAAAAGUUUAAAAAAUAACAACUCAUUUAUUUAUUUUUAUAAAAUUAUUGUAAUUGCGUAUUUUCAGUUUCCGAUAAGAUUAAUGUUCAUGAAAAUCAACGUCAUCAAAUAAUUAUUAUAAAAAUUUCGCUUGUAAUGAAUUCAGUAUGGAAAGCAGAAACAAAUGCACAGAUUCAUUGUAUGAAGCCUUUUUAGAUAGUUACAUGAAUGUGUUGAAUCUUAUUUUUCAGAUUUUUUAUGUAUUUAACUAUUUCCCAGCAGCAUUCUUCUAAUAAAGCAGAAUUCUCAGUAGUCUGAAAGGAAUUCCUACGCUCAAAGCUGCAGGGACCAUACAUUUGUUUUUAAGUUUCCCUCAAUUUUUAAUUUUUUAAAUUUAAGGUGUUGAAUUUUUCAUAGUGCAAUGGAUGUAAAAUACACAGUGUGUAAUUGAAAAAUACCUGCAUUAUAAUAUGCCCUAUUAAUAUUGUUACUAACAGCCUUCUUUUCUAUUUAUUCUAUUUAGAAUGAGUCAUGAUUUUAAACCAAUACUGAAAUGUAUACUUUUAUUCGUAAACAAUUGUUCACUUCUUCGCUGCGUCCAAGAUAAGGACAUUAUGACAAUUAAUUUAACUAUCGCACCAGAUAUAGAGGUGUAUGCCUUAAUUUCUGAGAAAUUUAAUUACAUCGAUUGUAUUUUUAGUGCAAAAGAAAAAGUGUGUUGUGAACGGUGAAAUGUUUUGUCUUUAUUUUAUAUCCAUAAGCAAUAGAUUCUCAAGUAUCCAGGUAUGAAUGCGAAGUCGUCGACCUUCAGUGGUUAAAGAUUUCGUCGAAGUGUAUCAGCUAUAUAUAUAAAUUUUUGAACUUUAGUGUGUACAGUCAAGUAUCCCUGUUUAUGUAUAAUGUUCAAGAAGGACUGCGUACAUCUUGCACCUGUGUGUGUGAACAAUUUCCUGAAAGAGUGGUUUUGAAAAACAAAUCAAUGUUUUAAAAAAUCCCUCUUGGUAUCAUACGUAUUUAUUCUACCACAUACGUCAGUCGUCAAUGUUGUUGGUAAAAAACAUUUUAUCAUUAUAUAUAAAUAUAUGUAUAUGAAUGCAUAUACGUAUAUAUAUAUAUGUAUAAAACAUCUAAACUUUUACAACGUUUCAGUGGCUUGGCAUGCAAUAUACAGCUGAAAUCGGCUUUGUUGUUCGCGUCUUACUAUCAUUGUUAAUUCUAGUGUGACAUGUGCGUUGUAAACUUUUUCUAUUGUUCUGUUCGUUUGUUAAUAAUAAUUAUUGAUUAUUAAAAAUUUUUGAAUGCUUUCUCGUAGAAACAAGUCCAUUGAAUGGAUGAGAAAAGUGUAAUAAAUACUAUGCUACGUACUACCACCCAGUUUCAGCGCCAUCGGGUUGAAGACUGUAUUUAAUUUUAUUUCACUCCGGAAUGACAUCAGUUUCAUUCCUCAAUUUGUCUUUUUAUGCAGUAUUUAUUUCUUUCAUGCCGAGAUCAUGGCUACUGCUGAUGUCUGCAUAAAAUUAAUAGAGAUGAAAAUAUUAACUUUUUGGAAUUUUGAAUAAUCGUGAAGCUGUUUAAACAUUAUGAUUCAUGUACACAUCAACAUGUGAAAAGAAUUUUAAUUUUACGUUAACUAUUUAUCAAAACAGGUACAACUAUUUAAUAGAUUUAUUGAAGUAGAUUAUGAACUUCUCAUUACAGUAAAUUCUGAAAAAAGAUUUGACACAAGUUGACGAAAGUAUUUUUUCGACCUCAAAUGUAUUUGAAUUCUUAUCAGAUCAAAAUGCAUGAUUUAUUAUGAAAUUUUGAUUUCUAAUUCAGCUGUGCUAUUUUAGAGCAGUGCAACUAAUUUUAAAUCUAUAUUGUUACUACUGUCACCAUGCGUGUCAUGAAAAUAAUUAGAAUAAAAGUUUUCAGUUAAAAACAAUUAUAAAAAUAAGUUUUUAUGAUAAAUAGUGUUGAAUAACUGCGCAGUUAUGACUACACAGAAAUUAUUUUUCUAAGUUUCUAUUGGAAAACGUUUAUAUAUCUAAGUUUCUAUUGAGGAAAAAAAUAAAUAAAAAUCGAAUGUUCAUCAGCAGCAGUUAUCCUAACUUAAAGUUCACUACACUUUCAACUUGUUUUGCGCUGGAAAUGGGUGCUUAGCCUGUAGAAAUUUCUUAGUUGUUGAAAUGCUUCUAUGCCUGUAAGUUCGUGUAGCUCUACAGUCUGAUGAACAUACGUCAUAUACGUUAGUACUUACGGACAUAACUCAGAAGACUGGUCAAAUAAAUAUACAUCUCUAGAAGAG
Messenger RNA from Stegodyphus dumicola, 8770 nucleotides. RefSeq lists its product as uncharacterized. Lineage: Eukaryota; Metazoa; Arthropoda; Arachnida; Araneae; Eresidae. Gene Ontology annotation, cellular component: nucleus. Gene Ontology annotation, biological process: anterior/posterior pattern specification; negative regulation of transcription by RNA polymerase II. Gene Ontology annotation, molecular function: RNA polymerase II cis-regulatory region sequence-specific DNA binding; DNA-binding transcription factor activity, RNA polymerase II-specific. The record is from RefSeq and is a predicted model, not a curated record.